This is a messenger RNA of Plasmodium malariae, 984 nucleotides long. RefSeq names its product PIR protein. The record is from RefSeq and is a predicted model, not a curated record. Bases 1 to 984 code for a protein of 327 amino acids. Lineage: Eukaryota; Apicomplexa; Aconoidasida; Haemosporida; Plasmodiidae. The transcript is spliced from 3 exons.
AUGAGUACUUCAACAGGUGCUUUGGAAAAUAUUUUAAAAGAGUUACCCGAAUAUAAACAAUAUGAUGAUCUUUAUAAAGAUGGAAAUAAUGAGGUAAGCGUUGAUUACUGUAGAGACACUGAAACAAAAUGGAAAGAUCAAAAAGUAAAAACUAUUUGUAAUAAUAUUAUAGAUUACUUAAAAAAAUUUAAUAAAAGUAAAAAAAAAGAAAAUGUUAAUUAUGAUGAAUGUUCUUACUUCACUUACUGGAUAUAUGAUAAAAUUAUAAGUGAAUUAGGUACUAAAGGGAAUAAAACUUUUCACCCAGAUGAUAGAACAAAACUUAAUCACGCUAUCCUUUCUGCAUAUAAAAAUAUAGUAAAAAAAGAUUGUUUAUUUUACUUUGAUGAUAAUUUUAAUGUAUGGAAAGAAGAAAAACAUUUGUACUUUUAUUUUAAAAGUUAUGAUCACAUUAAAAAUAAAAAAGGUUCUUCUGGUACAGAAAAAAAAAAGUAUUGUGACUAUCUUGAACAGAUAAAAAAUAUAUACGAACAACAUAUAACGAAUUUCUGUAAAUACUUUUUUCAGAAAGACAGCUACGUGAACAUGUGUUCACAAUAUUUUAAAUGUGAAGAAAAAUAUAACCCAUAUGAUCUCUUAUCCAAAUUAAAAUGUAAACAUAAUAUAUCGAUUGAUUAUUGGAAAAAACUAAUUCAAGAAUUAAUUAUUGAUAGGGACGUUAUAAUGUUAAGUCACCAUUCAUCUGAAAGAACACGUAUAAACUUUUUAGAUGAUCCUUUUUACAAAGCAAUAACAUUUGGAUUCGUUACAAUAGGACUACUUUUCACAUUAUUCUUAUUGUAUAAAACUUAUCACUACAGGAAAAAUAAAAAUAAAGAAAAAUUUUUGGAUCAAAAUGAAUUAUUAGAGAGAUUUUAUUAUGCAAAACACAAAAAGUUAAAUUUAGAAGACAGAAAUAUUUAUUUAUCUUAUUAUUCUAUAUGA